GUCCUUUUUGUUUUUUAUCUUCCUUACUUUGGCUUAUCAGUUUUAACAAACAACCUUCUUCUUCAUCUCAUAUACUUUGGGGCUUGUACUUGUCGCCAACCUUUUCCCUUCUACAUACUACAUCACAAAGUUCAUCGUCUCUCUGUUUGGACUUGAUCUAUAUAUCUUUUUCUAUUAUUGUAUAUAUUGAACUUCCAUAUAAUCCACUCUAAACAUACUACACCCAUAUAUUUCCAAUACCAUUGCAAAAUGAUUCAAGUAUUCGCUAAGCGUCUUCUGCUUGAUCAACAUGGCAAAGCUACCAACUUUCGGCUCCAUACUUUGCAGUUCCCGCAUAUGAGAGCUUUGCAUCUUGCCUGGUUGAGCUUUAUGGUAGCGUUCAUGUCAUGGUACGCUAUUCCUCCUAUUGUCUAUCACAUUGCUGAAGAUUUGGGUAUCUCUUCUGUGGAAAUCUAUGAUUCCAACAUGGCAGCCGUCUCUAUCACCAUCGUCGCUCGUCUCGUAGUCGGUCCGCUCUGUGAGCGCUAUGGUCCUCGUCGAGUGAUGGCUUUAAUCUUGGUUUGCGGUUCCAUUCCUUGCGGUAUGACAGGUCUGAUCACUAAUGGUGCCGGUCUCAUUGGCCUUCGAUGUGUCAUUGGUAUUCUCGGCGCCACAUUUGUUCCUUGCCAGUUCUGGACAACCCAAAUGUUUGCUCCUUCUGUUCUUGGCACAGCCAAUGCCAUGUCGGCUGGUUGGGGCAACAUGGGUGCCGGUAUCACCUAUCUCUUAAUGCCUGCCAUAUAUGACGGUAUUCUCUCGCAUACCACUAAUGCGAUCGCCUGGCGCACUACCUUUAUCAUUCCUUGCUGCAUUUGUCUCCUCGUGGCCGGUCUCGACUUUUUCUGUGCCACUGACACUCCUCACGGCGAUUGGUUGAAAUUGCGUGGUUCAGAACAAGACUCCAGCAACGCGUCAUCCAGUGAAGUCUCUAGCACGGACGAAAAUCCCGACCCAAAGGCAGAAAAAGGUCAGCAGCACGUCGUCGCCGCCAACCCUGUUGUGUCUGAAGGCACCGUCAGCCUUGAAAAGGGUGCCUUUACAGGCGUUGAAGAAAAGGGCGCUUUUACAGGCGUUGAAGAUAGUGAAUCGCUCCAAGACGUCAAGAGGAACGAAUCGAUCAAGGAUGCCUUCUUUGGUUUCCUGUGCGUGCUCUGCAAGCCAGCCGUAUUGAUUAUGAUUGUCCAUUACGCAUGCUCCUUUGGAACUGAACUUGCUGUUGAUAACGUCAUUGGUCAAGUCUUCCGCGAACAGUUUGCUCUGGAUAAUUCAACUGCUUCUUACAUUGGUUCGAUUUUUGGUCUGCUCAACAUCGUCUCGCGUUUGUCAGGUGGCCUCUUUUCCGAUUAUUUGGCCAAGCGAUAUUAUUUAUCCGGUCGCAUUCUUGCACACUGCAUCUGCAUGGUUCUAGAAGGCAUCUUUUUGAUCGCCUUUAGCUUCAGUCUCGUCAACUUGACCACAGCUAUUGUCCUCAUGAUCUUCUUCUCGUUCUUCGUCCAGGCCGUCUGUGGCUCUACUUUUGGUAUUGUUCCCUUUGUCGAUCCACUCAACAAUGGCAAAGUCAUGGGUAUCGUUGGUGCCGGUGGCAACCUGGGUGGCCUUAUUUUCAACUUGAUGUUCCGCGAAUUCUCCAGUAACUUUGAAAGUGCCUUUUUGUGUCUUGGUUGCAUUGCUCUUGGAACUGGUCUUAUUGGUAAUGCCAUUCUGCGCGUCCAAGGCAAGAUGAUUUGGCACUGCUUCAAUGGCAAACAUGCUGCUUAAAGGGGUCUAUCGAGAUCUCUUCUCUCCUUCUUUCCCUCCUAAAAUACUAUGGCGCAGCACUACUGUUCCACUCUUGCUCUCCAUCAUACGAACACAUCUCCACCCCUUUAUGGGCUUAUUUGCAUACAUGCAUUUUUCCUUUGGUAUCUUGAUCCCUUACUUCGUCAAAAUCCUCCUUUCCUUUUGAAGUUUAUUUAUUCGCUUGUUACACGCAAACAUUUCUUUUUUGGCUUUGCCCUUUUUUUUUAUUAUACCUCUUGCCUUUCUUUUAUUUUCCUCUGUGUAAUUAUUUAUUACUGUAUUCUUUGGCUUUCCUCAUAUUUACUA
Messenger RNA from Zychaea mexicana, 2124 nucleotides. RefSeq names its product major facilitator superfamily domain-containing protein. The transcript has 3 exons. The record is from RefSeq and is a predicted model, not a curated record. Gene Ontology annotation, molecular function: nitrate transmembrane transporter activity; nitrite transmembrane transporter activity. Gene Ontology annotation, biological process: nitrite transport; nitrate transmembrane transport. Lineage: Eukaryota; Fungi; Mucoromycota; Mucoromycetes; Mucorales; Lichtheimiaceae. The coding region runs from base 250 to 1797 and encodes 515 amino acids. Gene Ontology annotation, cellular component: membrane.